AAAAACUUGAGGGGUACAUUUUAGCUAAAUCUUGUUUAUUCUAGCGAGGUCAUUCACCUUCUUGAUGACGAGCAGCAGUUGCAGAUUUCUCUUCAAAAAUGGUUUGAUUCCAAAUUUGGCAGAAAACCCAUCAGUUACAACCUUACUUGAAUCCCACCAAGGUGCAUAUACAACAACUAGGACUCACAAUGAUGGCUCACUGCUGUUGUUUUGGGAAAGGCAUAUGAGUAGACUCUCCAAUUCUCUAAGAAUUCUUUUGAAUUCCAACCCUGAACUUUUAUUCAAUUCAGAGACAUGUAGAGUCCCUCUUUCCUUAGUAUCAACAAAACCAACCAUGUUGGAUUCAUUGGUUCAAUCUCUUGUGAAUGAUUCAAUGAGAAAAGCUCUGCCUUUUGUAUUGAAACAAAGAAGAAGUGGAGGGGAAUUUGCCAUUACAUGUCUUGUCAGUGGAAAUGUUGAUAGGUUGGAGGAGAAUUUGUCUACAGCCUUUGAUGUGUAUGUCCAUGUUGGUUCCUAUGUUCCUCCACUCUUUGGUAUCCAUGAAAAUGCAGCACGUUUGGCAGUUGUAGGUCGUGGCAGGCGCGUAGCGAAUGCCAAAUACUCAGAUUGGGUUAGGCAAAGGAAACAAUUGGAGAAGCUGAGGCCACCUUCAGUCAAUGAGCUCCUCUUGUCAAACAAUGGCGACCAGAUCUUAGAGGGUUGUUUGACAAAUCUUUUUGUUGUUUGCCGCAAGGAUGUUAACGAUGAUUACCAAAAGGCUAGCCAAAGAGAGAAUGAAUCUACAGUUUCAAUUGAAUUGCAGACUGCCCCUUUAAGAGAUGGUGUCCUUCCAGGAGUUGUACGCCAAGUCAUUCUUGACACAUGCUCAAGAAACAAAAUCUCAGUCAGAGAAAUUGCACCUUCAUGGUCUGAGCGUGACAUGUGGUCAGAAGCAUUCAUUACAAACAGCUUGAGGCUAUUGCAGCAUGUGGAAGUAAUUCAAGCCCCUAGUUCAUGGGAAUCAGUUGAAGCACAAACUUGGAGGGACGUAACUUGGGAGGAGAAGCUAUUUGAGCAUGCUCCUGGAAGGAUCACUGCGCUCAUCCAGAAGGAGAUCAUGAAAAUGACAAGCACGGAAGGGUAUCCAGUUGCUCUAUUCAAUGACUGAUAGACCCUUUCCAUCAUAUGUGCUAAUUGUGGUACGAUUGGAAUGGUCGCAUCUUGUGAAAACACAAUGUUUUAGCCACUGAUGCAAGUUCUCUAGUCUAAACUGGCACAUCUCCCUGUUACAUUGUGGUGUACAAUUAACUUUGUUUUGAAGCAUUUGAUUAUGUCCAUCACUGUAAACAUUUGAACUGAAGUUCGUCGUGUAGUUGGUAUAAGAUGGUUGUUUUGUAUGUU
Messenger RNA from Lycium ferocissimum, 1380 nucleotides. RefSeq lists its product as uncharacterized. Gene Ontology annotation, molecular function: catalytic activity. The transcript is spliced from 8 exons. The coding region runs from base 65 to 1147 and encodes 360 amino acids. The record is from RefSeq and is a predicted model, not a curated record. Lineage: Eukaryota; Viridiplantae; Streptophyta; Magnoliopsida; Solanales; Solanaceae.